CUGGAGUCUGCAGCAGCCGGAGACAUCUGCAGUCAAAACACGGCGCAGCCCGCCAUUGUUUCACCUUCACAGCGGAUCCGGCCGGCAUUACUCUGCUACUCAUGGUUUCCGUCCUCAGCUUGGCUCCCAAACAGGAAACUGGAGCUCCAGAGUCUCAGCAGAAUCACAGCCGUUCUGCUUUGGCCACGAAUGGCCGGCACCACACCGCUCUCUAUUCGCCUGAAACUCUGGACAGCACCUGAUUUGUUGCUCGUUAUGGGAGCUACGGAGCUGAUGGUUCUUCUGGCGCUCCUCGGCGGCUUACAGGAGUCAUCAGGAGCCCAGCAGGAGAUGCUUUGCACCCCCAACGCCUGCUUCGUGCUGCACAUGGAGCCGGUCAGGUUCCACAAGGCCCAGAACCGCUGUGAGGAUGACGGAGGCUACCUGCUGACUGUCAGGGCCAGCGAUGAGCAGGAAGACCUGCUCUCACUUCUCUCUCUGAUUGAAGAGCAGCAGGGGGAGCCAGCGCUGAGGUUCUGGAUCGGGUUAAAGCUGAGCAGGGGGGAGUGUGUGCGGCCCGACAGAACGCUCAGAGGGUUCAGGUGGAUCUCUGGGGGGGAAGAUUCCCAGUUCUCCAACUGGAAACGAGAGCCGGUCAGCACAUGCACCGAGGAGAGAUGUGUGACGGUGGACUACAGCUUUUCAGGCCAGGAGCAGCUCAGAUGGACACCAGCAGGUUGCAGGAUGAAGGCUUCUUAUGUGUGUAAGUUUUAUUUUCAGGGCAUGUGUGAAGCUUUGACUCUGCUGGGGUCUGGAAAAAUUAUCUAUGAAGCAGUUUUCUCUAAACACCCCCUGAAAAGUGAGCUGGAGCUGCUUCCAUUCGGGACGAGAGCACGAAUAUUCUGUGGCGCCCAGGAGCUGGCGACCUCUCUGUGCCGCUCAGAGGACGGCGCCUACAGCUGGACCGACCCGGGACCGUUCUGCAAGCCAGGGAGCCGAAGCUGCGCCAGAAGCAACGGUGGCUGUGAGCACGAGUGCCGACAGGAAGGAGAGGCCGUCCUGUGCUCCUGCAGAGAAGGCUAUGAGCUGGACGGGGACGGCUUCUCCUGCAGGAGGGAGGAUCUGUGCCGGGCCGCCGCCUGCCAGCACCGCUGCGUCACGGAGGAGACGGGCUUCUCCUGCAAAUGUCCCAGCGGCUUCCAACUGAAGGAAAACCGGCGCGACUGCUCCGACGUGGACGAGUGCCGUGAGCAGGCCUGCGGGGAUCACGGCUGCAUCAACACGGACGGCGGGUACAGGUGUGAGUGCCGGCCGGGUUACCUGCUGAGCCACGGGGAGUGCAGAGACGUGGACGAGUGUGAAACGUCGCCCUGUGAGCAGCGCUGCACCAACAACAUGGGCUCCUUCUCCUGUUCCUGCAGCGAGGGCUUCCGCUUGUCUGAGGACGGCCGCUCCUGCUUCAGCACGCAGCCGCUGGACACUCAGGGGACCGCCACCGCCGCCACCCCCACCGCCGCCACCGCCGCCACCGCCACCGCCGCCACCGCCGCCACCCCCACCGCCGCCACCGCCACCGCCGCCCCAGCCCAGGACCGCUUCCCUUCGCCCGACGACUCAGAAGCAUGGGGCCUCCUGGAGGGUCUGGGCAGAACCACGGCGGGGCUGCAGGACCUGCCCCCCCACACCGCCGCCCCCCCGCCCGCACUGCUCAACGCCACAGACGGGGAGCAGCACGCCAACGGGUCGUCGGUGCUGGCGGCGGCCGCCAGGAGCCGGGUGCUGAUCUGCGUGCUGGGCUCGCUCGUCCCUCUGCUCGCCUUGGUCGCCCUGACUCUCUGCAUCGCAAUCUUCCGCUGCAGCCGCGGCAAAAAACAGGAGAAGAAGAAGAGCACGGCAGACGGCUACUGCUGGGUGUCCUCGGGUUUGGACCCGCGUCUGGAGAAGCUCUAUGAGUCCAUCCUGACUGAUGACCUUUGACCUGACGGGGCCUGCUGUUCCUCAGGAACGUCUCAGGAAGACAAACUGUUUUCUCACCAGUUCAUUCUUCACAGCAACUUAAAUCCACGAGUCACUGCAGGCUAAGAAGUUGCUGAGGAGGAUUUAAAGAGCUGCAAACGUUCUGCUUCAUGUUAGAUUGAUUGAACUUGACUUUGUAAAGUGCCUUGAGAUGACAUGUUUCAUGAUUUGGCGCUAUAUAAAUAAGAUUGAAUUGAAUUGAAUAGAUAAUUAAACGUCACGAUGAAGAAAGCAGCUCUCCACAUGAUGCUUUAGCGCCACUAAGCCAUCAGCACAGCUUAUGAUGAGGGCCAGUAGCAGGUAAUCAGGUGAUCAGGUGAUCAGGUAAUCAGGUAAUCAGGUGAUCAGGUAAUCAGCUCCUGUGGACUAAACUAGCUGUGAGCAGUUCAUCAGAUAAUUACGGCGCUGCCUCAACACCACAGCCGUCUCACAGUGACGCGUUCAGACCACCACCAGCCAUCCUAGGGUCCUGACAUCAUGUCAUCAUCCUGC
Messenger RNA from Fundulus heteroclitus (mummichog), 2487 nucleotides. RefSeq names its product complement component C1q receptor. NCBI's taxonomy places the organism in Eukaryota, Metazoa, Chordata, Actinopteri, Cyprinodontiformes, Fundulidae. The record is from RefSeq and is a predicted model, not a curated record. The transcript is spliced from 2 exons. Gene Ontology annotation, molecular function: calcium ion binding. Bases 190 to 1956 code for a protein of 588 amino acids.